AUGGUUUUUUCACGGUUGAGGCAUUCUCCGUUUUCUUUUUCAGGGAAGAAGGGGAGUUCUCCAAAGCCGAUAAUACCUUCUGUUGUGGGAGGGGUAUUCCUGCUUGGCCUUCUAACUUGUCUCAUUGUCUUCUGGAAGCAGAUAAUGCGGCCAGGCCACAGAAAAGCGGAUAUUGAUGGAGCAACGGAACUCCGUGGGCCAGAAGAUUUUGAGUUCAAGAUACUGAAAAAGGCAACUCACAAUUUUGAUCAGGCAAAUAAGCUUGGAGAAGGUGGGUUUGGUGAAGUAUUUAAGGGUACGUUGGAAAAUGGCAAAGUUGUGGCAGUAAAGAAGCUGACAUUAGGUCACUCUGCACGUGCAAUUUCUGAGUUUGAAAGCGAAGUGAGGCUCAUUUCCAAUGUUCAUCACAGAAAUCUUGUGCGUUUACUCGGAUGUUGCAGACAAGGCCAUGAAAGGCUCCUGAUUUAUGAGUACAUGCCCAAGAGCAGCCUUAACAGAAUAUUAUUUGGUUUGCAAUUCCUGGAAAAAAAAAGACUAUUGAGCUGGAAGGAAAGGUUCAACAUUAUCCUGGGCACCGCUCGUGGGCUGGCGUAUCUCCAUGAGGAAUUCCAUGUCUGUAUCAUCCAUCGUGAUAUUAAAUCAAGCAAUAUAUUACUUGACAACAGCUUUCAGGCAAAAAUAGCAGAUUUUGGGCUCGCUAGACUUCUUCCGAAUGAUAAAACUCAUGUUAGCACAAGAUUUGCAGGAACAGUAGGAUACACAGCUCCUGAAUAUGCUAGGUAUGGGCAAUUAACAGAGAAAGCUGAUACCUAUAGCUUUGGUGUGGUUGUUCUUGAAAUUGUUAGUGGUAGAAAAAGCAUCGACUUGAAGCAACCACCUGAUAUGGAAUAUCUUCUUCAAUGGGUUUGGAGACUAUACGAAGAGAACAAGGUUUUAGAGUUAGUGGAAAGUGAAAAGGAGAUGGAAGGGUAUAACGAAGAAGAGGUGCUGAGGGUGAUAAAUCUUGCGCUUCUGUGCAUACAAGAAUCCUUCAGACAUAGGCCAUCAAUGCCUGAGGUCGUGACAAUGCUGUUAAGUAAAGAUGAGAUUGAUUUUCAGAAACAUCUACAUACAUCUUUCGCAGACAUGCCGUGCGUACAAUUUACAGAGUCAAGUGCAACAAUUACAGAAUCCCUUAAUGGUUAA
This is a messenger RNA of Cryptomeria japonica (Japanese cedar), 1185 nucleotides long. Its product is annotated as putative serine/threonine-protein kinase. Lineage: Eukaryota; Viridiplantae; Streptophyta; Pinopsida; Cupressales; Cupressaceae. The record is from RefSeq and is a predicted model, not a curated record. Bases 1 to 1185 code for a protein of 394 amino acids. Gene Ontology annotation, biological process: protein phosphorylation. Gene Ontology annotation, molecular function: ATP binding; protein kinase activity. The transcript is spliced from 6 exons.